Molecule: messenger RNA, 2330 nt
Organism: Oryzias melastigma (Indian medaka)
Lineage: Eukaryota; Metazoa; Chordata; Actinopteri; Beloniformes; Adrianichthyidae
Product: sodium/potassium-transporting ATPase subunit beta-3
Exons: 7
Coding region: 296-1135 (279 amino acids)
Biological process (GO): sodium ion export across plasma membrane; intracellular potassium ion homeostasis; intracellular sodium ion homeostasis
Cellular component (GO): sodium:potassium-exchanging ATPase complex
Molecular function (GO): ATPase activator activity
Source: RefSeq, a predicted model, not a curated record
GCGUGCGUGCGUGCGUGCGUGCGUCUGGCAUCAGCUGCUGUGGACGUCACACAUUCCUCCUCUAUCCUCACCUCCUCCCUCCUCCUCUCCGCUUCUCCGUUCCGCCGGAGCAUCUCUCCUGCUCCCUCUCCGCGCGCCGCCCACUCCCUCUCCGGCAUCGAUCCGCCGCAGCUGCUGCUUCCUCCGCUCCAUCCCAUCGUCCUGCUGCGCCUCCCUCGUUUUUUUUACGUUUUCUUUCUUUUUUUUUUUUAAGGACAGGAAUUGGGACGUUAGUGGGAGCGACCCCCCAAUCACCAUGGCGAACACCGAGGAUAAAGCGCCCAACAAGGAGAACGUGUCCAGCUGGAAGGACUCCAUCUACAACCCGCGGACCGGGGAGCUGAUGGGGCGCACGGCCAGCAGCUGGGCGCUCAUCCUGCUCUUCUACCUGGUGUUCUACUGUUUCUUGGCUGGCUUGUUCGCCCUGACCAUGUGGGUCCUGCUGUUCACGCUGGAUGAUUACGUGCCCAGAUACAGAGACCGCGUUCCCACCCCAGGACUGGUGAUUCGCCCAAACUCCCUGGACAUCUCAUUCAACAAAUCGGACCCGCAGAAGUACGCACAGUACGUCCAGCACCUGGAGAAGUUCCUUGAGAGGUACAACGACUCGGCGCAGAGUAAGAACGAGGAGUGCGUUUCCGGAUCGUUCUACCUGCAGGACGGUCCUAAAGAGAUGGCCAGGAAGGCGUGUCCCUUCAAGAGGGCGUCGCUGAGCUUCUGCUCCGGUCUGUCCGACACCAACUAUGGAUACCAUGAAGGAAAGCCCUGUGUGAUCCUGAAAAUGAACAGGAUCAUCGGCCUGAAGCCGGAGGGAGAGCCUAUCAUCAACUGCACAGUCAAAAAAGACAACCCAAUCCAGAUGUCCUACUCCCCCAACAACGGCAACAUCGAUAAGAUGUUCUUCCCGUACUAUGGCAAGAAGGCCCAUGAGAAUUACCUGCAGCCUCUGGUGGCUGUAAAGCUGCUGAUUACCAAGGAAGACUACAACAAGGAGCUGACCGUGGAGUGCCGGAUCGACGGCACCAACCUCCGCAACAACGAUGAGAGGGAUAAGUUCCUGGGUCGCGUGACCUUCAGGGUCAAAGUGGUGGAGUAGAGACGACCACAGACAAGGCUGCCCACGUCUACUGAAAGGAGUCGAGUUGGAGGAAAAAAGUGUCACAAAGAUGUGAUUUAGGAAUGUGGCCUCACGCUUUGAUACAGAUGUGAUACUUUGUGUCCCUUCUUUCCUCCAUGAUUUCUUGCUGUCCUCCUCAAAUGUCCCCAGAGCAGAGCCGUCCUUCCUGAGUUCAUCAUUAUUUAUCCAGUAUGCUUUGUUUUGUUUUUUAGCAUUGAUGUGAUUUGAUAAGUUCUAGCCACUGAUGCCGUUUGAAGCUGUCGUGUAAACUGCUAAACCCUUUUUUAGACCUUCUUUUGUGGUCCACCUGCCAUUAGGACGAGUGGCUUUCUGUUUCUUAGCCUCUCUGAGCUGCAGUCUUUUCACCGGGAGGAUUUGUAUCUCGCUGUAUAGUAGAACUGAGAAGGUAGAAAAUGUCCAACACAUCUGCAGAGUAUUCUCUCAUCAAAAAACUGAAUAGAAACAUACCUUGAUAAUCAGUAUAGCCACUGUAUCCCUGUAUAUGAAAUGCCAAUUACAGAGUCCCUUCAUCUAUGAAUACAUUGUGAUCUGUACCAUAUUUAGGGAAUUAUAGGUAGAUCUUCGUGUUGUGACUUGCAGAGCCACAACCUAGUCUUGUGCCGUCUGUCUGUCUGUCUGCAUGUCUGUCUGUCUGCCUGUCUUCCCGUUUACUCACCUCUCCGCCGCCGCCGCCAUGCCGAUGACCCUCCAGGAUGCUGGCUUUCAGCGGCGGAGGAGUCAGAACUGCUGGUGAAAUGGAGAGGCGCUGAAGAAGCGCUGCAAAAAUAACAAGCUCACUGUAACUAUGUACUGUAUAUCUUUAUGUGAUCUGUAUACCUAUCUGGGUCUCAAAGAUUGUUUGUUAGUUAACUCUUCUUCAGCCUGUUUAUCUGAUUGUCUGCCAAUCUAUUACUCUUCAUUGUAUAUAUAUAUAUGAAACACUAUCUACCACAUUUACUUAACUCACAGUGUAUUUUUGUCACAAACAUGCUGUCUGUGCACUGUAAAGAAAUAAUUUAAGCAAAGAUUUACAGGAAAUGAUCUUAUUCAGAACUCUGUUUACACUGUAUAAGAAGGAACCCACAUUUCAAAGAACAACGUGUAACAUCUCUUCAGGGUGCCUUAAGACCUGAUGAAACAACAUGUGGAAUAAAAGUGAUUUUGGAAAAACACA